AUGGAUCGAGUGCAGGCAUUCGGCAAGACCUUCAGUGCGAACUUCACGCCCUUCGCGCAGCGCACCCAGCAGCUUAUCAAGGAGCAACUGGGCCAGGCCGAAGACCGAACCCAGCUCCCCGAUGAGUACAUCGAGCUUGAGAAGCGCGUCGAUGCGCUCAAGCUGGUUCACCAGAAGCUGCUUUCCGUGACAAACUCUCCGCUGACCGGUGUGGGUCGUCCGAUCUGCGACAACAGCUCCCAAUACUCCAACGAAGCCUACGAUUACCCACCCAACAUUCGCGAGUCCUUCAAUGACCUGGGCCGCACCAUCAACGAGAAGCCGCAGCCCAAGACCUUCAACCACGCCAUCGCGCGCGCCUCGCUCGCCGGCUCCCAGACCCUGGCACAGAGCAGUGAGGGUGAGGACCCGCUCGCCACUGCGCUGGAGAAGUAUGCUCUGGCCGAGGAGAAGGUCGGCGAGGCCCGUUUGGGCCAGGAUUCUCAGAUCCAGUCUCGUUUCCUCGCUGGCUGGAACACUACCCUUAACACCAACUUGAUGUUCGCUGCUAAGGCCCGCAAGAAUGUCGAGAAUGCCCGCCUGACGCUUGACUCUGUUAAGGCUUCUAAGAAGGCUGCUGCCUACGGUGACCUGGACAACUUGAGCGAGGAUGCCCGCCAGGAGAUCGAGCAGGCUGAGGAUGACUUUGUUGGUCAGACUGAGGAAGCUGUUAGCGUGAUGAAAAACGUCCUUGAUACCCCCGAGCCCCUUCGCAACCUGGCCGAUCUGAUCGCCGCCCAGCUGGAGUUCCACAAGAAGGCCUACGAAAUCCUCAGCGAGCUUGCCCCCACUGUGGAUGCUCUGCAGGUCGAGCAAGAGGUACAAGAGCCCUCUCCACACUCGUCAUAA
Molecule: messenger RNA, 888 nt
Organism: Penicillium waksmanii
Lineage: Eukaryota; Fungi; Ascomycota; Eurotiomycetes; Eurotiales; Aspergillaceae
Product: BAR domain-containing protein
Exons: 5
Coding region: 1-888 (295 amino acids)
Cellular component (GO): cytoplasm
Molecular function (GO): protein binding
Source: RefSeq, a predicted model, not a curated record